AUGACCUCAGAGAAAGAAAGCAAUGGACUUGACAACUAUGCAUUUGCGCUGGAAGGAGGUUUCUGUGAACUACCUGAGAAAGGAAAGGACCUGGACUCCUCUAUUGAAGGAAACACUAACAAACUGGCAUACUGCGUGACAGAUGUCCCUCCAUGGUACCUCUGCAUCCUCUUAGGAACACAGCACUGUUUAACUGCAUUUGGGGGCAUCAUCGCCAUCCCCCUGAUCCUGUCUCAGAGCCUGUGUCUGCAGCAUGAUGGCCUCACACAGAGCUACCUCAUCAGCACCAUCUUCUUUGUCUCUGGAAUCUGCACCUUGUUGCAGGUUACCUUUGGUAUCAGACUGCCCAUUCUUCAAGGUGGCACAUUCACACUGUUGGCCCCCUCCAUGGCGAUGCUGUCAAUGCCUGAGUUUGUAUGUCCAGCCUGGACCCAAAACAUCAGCUCAGUCAACACCUCCUCCCCAGAGUUUAUAGAAGUAUGGCAGAGUCGACUGAGAGCUCUGCAGGGUUCCAUUAUUGUGGGCUCACUUUUCCAGGUGUUUGUUGGAUUUUCUGGCCUCAUCGGCCUCUUCAUGCGCUUUAUUGGGCCUCUAACCAUUGCUCCCACCAUUGCUCUCAUUGGUCUGUCACUGUUUGACUCAGCUGGUAACAGCGCUGGCAACCACUGGGGCAUCUCUUCAAUGACUACAGUUUUGAUAAUCCUAUUUUCACAGUACCUCCGUCACAUUGCUGUGCCAUUUCCUACAUACAGCAAGGAUAAAAAGCUCCACACUUCUCGAGUCUACAUCUUUCAAAUUCUUCCAGUCUUAAUGGGAAUUACAAUUUCCUGGCUCAUUUGUUACAUCUUGACAAGAUAUGAUGUGCUUCCUGCUGAACCAGGACAGUAUGGUUACCUUGCACGCACAGAUCUAAAAGGAGACGUAAUAAAUCAAGCUCCCUGGUUUACAUUCCCAUACCCAGGACAAUGGGGACGACCGACUGUGAGCCUGGCAGGGGUGGUUGGGAUUCUGGCCGGGGUGAUCUCCUCUAUGAUAGAGUCUGUUGGGGAUUACCAUGCAUGUGCACGAUUAUCUGGAGCUCCACCACCACCCAAACAUGCCAUCAACAGGGGUAUUGGGAUUGAAGGGAUAGGUUGUCUACUUGCUGGAGCAUGGGGAACUGGAAAUGGGACCACUUCUUACAGUGAGAAUGUUGGAGCCCUCGGUAUUACAAAGGUUGGGAGCCGUAUGGUCAUAGUGGCAAGCGGUGUGUUCAUGGUUGCCAUGGGGAUACUUGGUAAAAUGGGUGCUAUAUUUGCAACCAUCCCCUCACCUGUGAUCGGAGGAAUGUUCAUGGUUAUGUUUGGUGUCAUCUGUGCAGCAGGAGUCACUAAUUUGCAGUACACCGACAUGAAUUCAUCAAGAAACAUCUUCAUUUUUGGAUUCUCCAUGUUCUCUGGUCUGGUCAUUCCUAACUGGAUAUUAAAAAACCCCAACGUUAUUGCCACAGGUGUGGUGGAAUUUGAUCAGAUGUUGCAAGUACUUCUGACCACCAGCAUGUUUGUUGGAGGUUUCUUCGGCUUCAUACUGGACAACACCAUCCCAGGAUCCAAGGAGGAACGCGGCAUCCUGGCCUGGAAUAAAGCUCACGAAGACGACUCCUGUGAAACCCUGGAUACCGGAGAAGUGUACAACCUCCCCUUUGGCAUGACCUCCUACUUGUCCUCUUUCUCCUGGCUGCGCUACAUACCAUUCUGCCCUCUUGGCCUGUCCACCUCGCUGGAUCCUAAGGAGCCGCUGGGAACUCCUGAUCCAGGACAAAUCAUGAUUGGAGUUGGUUUGUGAGCGAUGUUUUCUCCUCAAGGUGCAAGAAGUUUUAUUUCUUUUUCACACGCUACCAUCAGAGGCAGCUCAGAUUUUGUCAUAUCUCAGACAUAAUAUUCUCUGAGAAUUUACUGUAACAACAGUGUGCAGAAUAUUUGAGAGGUAUUUUGUGGUAUUGCAAAUAACAUUUGACGAUUCAUCACCUUUCAUUUUCUUUUUCGGACUGUUACACUGAUUUUAAGUGACAUCAAAUUGUGCAUUCAAAAUACAAAAAAAAAGGACAUGAAAAGAAGGAAAAUGAAAAACACCCUUAUUUCCCAGAAAUGCUUAAAUAAAGCAUCCUGCAUAUAAAAAGCAUAAAAAGUCUCAUAUGUGUUCAAUUUAGUGGUGCUUUUCUUUGAAGGUUAUUUCUAAAAGGAUUUAUUAUUUUCUUACAUAACGAUUUUUCCUCUGGAUCCAAAAUUACAAGGGAUUAUAAUAAUCCAGGACAGAAUCCGUCUUUAACGUGUCGAGAUUUAAACUAUUUUUAUUUUAACUAUUUUAUUUUCCAAUGUUAUAUAUGAGCAUGUUUCACCCCUAUUUUGCUGUGACUGCUGUUUUGUUAGGGUAAAAAGGUUCAGCUUGUGAAUUUUCAGGUCUGAAUUUUCAUUUUCAUGCAGGUGCUAACAAGUCAAUCAUCUACUGUAAAUACAUUAUGUAAAUAUUGGAUCUCACAGCUGAAUCAACCACAAACUACUCACAAAAUAUUUGAGAAAUAUCUUCAUUUGAUUUUGAUUCAGUAAAUUUCAGAUUUCCUUCAGUUGCAACUGUUAUUUAAUAAUUUCACUGUUGUAUUUUUUUUAAAUGUACAUUAAACUUAAACAUGGAACUGAUCACCCAGUUCCUCAGUUUUUCUGUCUCAGGUCUGUUUUGAUGGAUUAGUAUAAAGCAACACAUGAUUCUCCCCACAUUUUUCUUAGAUGCUCAGAAAACGAGCAGUUUAGCUUCUGGGUUGUGUAGACUGUGGUCGACACAAUUCACUUAAAAUCUGCCUGGUGCAAUGCUGUGAUAUGAGAGCUCAGUUAUGAGCCUGAACAUAUCUAUAAGCUUCUUCGGAAGGAUCUUACAGAUGAGGUGCACAUUUCUUGCCUGAAGGAGUAAGUAUAGCUCAUCAUUGUUAACUGAGUAUUUCAGUUGGGCUCAAAAUGUACCCCAAACAAUAGGAUAUAUGAUAUGUAACCCUUACUUCUUAGUUUGUUGUUGAUGGACUGAUUGAAGAACACCCUUCACUUUGUUUCAUCUGGUUUAAUCAGUCAUUGUUACAUAAAGUUGGUGGUUGUUGGUGGUAAUCAUUUGUAGCUCCUGCCCACUAGGAUGGAAUUGGCAAACAGUCAAUGGGAGUAAAAAUAAGAAUUAAAAAAAUAAUUUUGAAAAGAUUGAUAAAACUGUCCUGUUACAUUCUCCACUCAGAAUUUGUCAAAAUUUACUAUUCAAAAAGUCUAUAGUCUAUAUAUAUCCAUUUGGUUCUUUUGGGCUUCAAGUCAGAUGUCAAUCGAAAAAAAAGUUUUGCAAGAGUGCAACAAUUUAGGAUAAAGCAUUGGUACCACAUGACUAAUCGCCAAAAUAAAUUUGUCUUCCCUGGGGCAUGGAGUUUGACCAUCAGAAGACAUCAAAUCUGCUUUAGUUACAUUUGUUAUGGCCUCUACUUUGGCUGAAUCUGUUGCUACACCACUGCUGUCUAUAAAAUAACUCAGAAAGUAAACAGAGCGGGUAAAGAAGUAGCAUUUUUUGUUCCUAGUUUCAGAUUGUGGGCUCUAACUCUCUUAAAGACCAACCGUAGUAUUUUGAAUGCUUCCUCCUCACUAGGUGCAAAAACCAUCACGUUGUCAAGGUAGCAGAACAGAUUCAUGAAAUUUUGAUCAUCAAAGAUCAUCAUCAUACUGUUAUAGAGGUUCUGAGGUAGUCUGUUAUACUCAUAUAGACCAACAGGAGGGGCAAAGGCACUGUAUGUACUUGUGAUCUUAACAAGGAGUGAAAUUGCAGCAAUAAUUGCCCCCUCUAAUAAUUCUAAUAAACAAAUGAAUAAUCUAAAGCUUCAUGUUGGAGUCGACCUGAUUCUUAACUUUUUAACAGCAGUGAUUGUUUGUCCACUAAACUUUUUUUUUU
Cyprinodon variegatus (sheepshead minnow) is the source of this 3948-nucleotide messenger RNA. RefSeq names its product solute carrier family 23 member 1-like (gene slc23a4). Bases 1 to 1824 code for a protein of 607 amino acids. The transcript has 12 exons. Gene Ontology annotation, cellular component: membrane. Gene Ontology annotation, biological process: transmembrane transport. The record is from RefSeq and is a predicted model, not a curated record. NCBI's taxonomy places the organism in Eukaryota, Metazoa, Chordata, Actinopteri, Cyprinodontiformes, Cyprinodontidae. Gene Ontology annotation, molecular function: transmembrane transporter activity.